AUGGUUUCCGUCCGACGCACCAAGAACUUUGCAAACGACCCUCAGACCCCGAUAUUCCUUUACACUAUCCUCAAGCAACUGGACCUCCGGUCGAUCAACUGGAACGAAGUCGCCGGCUCUCUCGGUAUCUCCAAUGGCCACGCAGCCCGAAUGAGAUACAGUCGCAUGAAGUCACAGUUUGAAGGCACAUCCAACCAGGCCAAACCACCCAAGCCGAAGAAGGAGAAGCCCAACACUGCCGAUAACAAGUCUUCCAAAGUCAAAGCAAAGAACAAGCGCCUGCUUGAGGAAGAAGAGAAUGAGCGGCUGGCCCAAGAACGAGCGGCGUGUCAACAUAUCAUGCAACCAGAUCAUGACCCCAAAAGAAUCAAGGUCGAGCCGCAGUCGUACAUCCAUCACCCAUGGUACUCUCCGUACUCUGCAGAGACAGCGCAGAUGUACCCAAACCCAUAUUGGGGCCAACCAGCCAUGUCACUCAAAGCGGUGCCACAAGCAUCAUUCGGACUGCCCAAUCUCCCUGCUCAGACUGAUCCCCCGACACCCCCUAUGAAGACGGAGCCCAACACAACUUUGGCCGUUCGCGACGAUAUUGAGACGGCAACCCCGGUCAUCAAGCAGGAGCCUGGGGGAUGUGCACGCUGCUGCGAAGAAGCUGAUCUCAGCGCCACAAUUGUCAAGAGGGAACCAGGAACACCAAUACAACAUCCGGCCUCACCUCCCGCGGAGAGUCGCAAUAGUGUCUCAUUCGGCUAUCCUCUGUCUCGGACGAUCAAUACUUUCUUCGGCCCUCAGCCAAGUGCAUCGACCGCAAGACCGCCUUCCUCGUUUCAAAACAACAUGUCUCCACUUUCAACACCACAAACCUUCUCGCGUGGCUACUACCCGCCAUUCAGUGAUCGCCCGCAGAGUCAGAGUGCUGUGCCGUGGUCCACCGUGGGCACAGGUCAACAUUUCGGAACGGUUUCGACAGAUGAUGCCUGCGACAAAAUGAUUCUGAAUCCCUAUGCCGUGUCAUACCAGGACCUGCUGAAUAUGCCGCUGUACAGACUGUAUCCCGAGACAGCCGCAUCGCAGCCGAUACAAGCAAAGGCCCAAUUUAUUGCAGCCCAGUCAGGCGUGGUUGAGCAGGAUCAAGAGAACAAGCACGGGAGUACACCACCAGGUGUUACUUCGACCACAGCAACACCACCACCACCACCAGCAGCGUGGAGCCCGACUACGAGAAACAGUCAUGCAGGAGCCAGCACCAGAGCCUCUAUUACGCCGUCAGAUGCCCUCAUCUGCUGCCGUGGAUCUGCAGUGCUUGCAGACACUGGUGGCUCGUCCACAGCCAUUCCUAACGUCAUCGAAGUGGACUCAGGUGAUGAGGACGAGGACGAGACUUGUUGGACGACGACAGUCAAGGUCAAGAAGGAGUUCGCAGCUUGA
Messenger RNA from Fonsecaea erecta, 1428 nucleotides. RefSeq lists its product as hypothetical. NCBI's taxonomy places the organism in Eukaryota, Fungi, Ascomycota, Eurotiomycetes, Chaetothyriales, Herpotrichiellaceae. The record is from RefSeq and is a predicted model, not a curated record. Bases 1 to 1428 code for a protein of 475 amino acids. The transcript has a single exon.